UCCCGAGCGAGAGGCAGGCAGUAGUCGGCGAGGAGCUCAACUUUUAAUGUAUGCGGGCCGAGUCGGGCCAGUGUGUCGGCGCGCACUGCUUUCUCCUCCUUUAUGCAUCCUCCUGUUCGACUUGGCUCAACAACUGCUUGCUGGUUUCUCACCGGCUCGGUAGCUAAAGCUGUUUUUGGCACAAAAAGCGGUUUUGUGUCAGUUUCUUUUAUGUUGUCCAGCCCUCCUGCGACUCCCAGCACGUAACAGGGAACUGCCAGUAAUCAUUGCAAAGAGGCUCAGCUUGCUUACAUGGUGCUCCUGGUAUACACAGAAGACCCUGGAAAUAUUAAUAAUAAACCUUGACUGAGUGAUUGAGUGAGUGACUGCAUGGACCGGACUGAACAUGAAGAGCCUUAAAGCCAAGUUUAGAAAAACUGAUGUCAAUGAGUGGAACAAAAACGACGAGCGUCUGCUUGCUGCGGUGGAGCAUGGCGAGGUGGAGAAGGUGGCAUCGCUUCUUUCCAAGAAAGGCGCCAGCACUGUGAAGCUGGACAGCGAGGGCAAAUCAGCCCUUCAUGUGGCAGCUACACGCGGCCAGACAGACUGCCUUUCCGUCAUUUUGGCCCAUGGAGCUGACCUGUCAGUCACUGAUGCUGCAGGUUUGAAUCCGUUGCACCUUGCUGCAAAAAACAGUCACAUCGAGUGCUGCAAAAAACUCAUUCAGAGUAAAUGUCCUAUCGAUGCUGUAGACAGCUCAGGAAAGGCUGCUCUGCAUCAUGCUGCUGUCAGUGGGAACAUCCAGACCGUCCAACUGCUGUGUGAACUCAAAAGUCCCAUCAACUUGAAAGAUGCAGAUGGGCUCACCCCCUUGCUGUUGUCAGCCAAACACGCUCAUGCUGAAGUAUGCAGCACUUUGCUAGACUGCGGCGCUGAAGUAAAUGCAACUGACAACAGUGGCAGGACAGCCUUGAUGCUGGCCAGCGAGUCCAACAGCGUUUCUGUUGUUGAAGUCUUGGUUCAGCGAGGAGCAGAUCUGUCGGCUGUAGAUUCACAAGGCCACGAUGUCGCACAGUACGCGGCCAACUCUGACAUCAAAGCUGCCCUCACUGCUGCCCUGAAGAGACAACAGGUCUCAGAUACAAAGUCUCCUAGAAGUCCUCAGCAUGAUCAAGUAGCUAAGCUAAGUGAUGAACGGAUCACAACUCCCAAAAAACGAAAAGCACCUCCACCUCCUAUUAGCCCACUGCAGAGCUCUGGACCCUCUUCUCCUGCCACUGUUAUCUCCACUGGGACCCCUGCAUCCAACAAAAGUGACACUCCCAAAAGAUUCACCUACAAGGAGGAUGAAGUUCAAGGAAUGGCACUGAAAGAGGAGGUUGACAAGCUCCAUGAGGAGAGAAACAUGUUGCUGGAGACCAUCGAGGACCUGAAGCAGACGGUGUCUGUUCCUGAACUGGAUACAAAGGUCGAGCACAGUUUUACAGCAUCUGCAGCUCUGGUUUCCGCUCUGCAAGCCAAGAUUAAUGCUCUUACUUUGGAGAACCAGCAACUUGCAAGCAAACUCAAGAAAUAUCCGUUCCUCCAAGGAAGCGAGGACCUGAAAGAGACCAGUCGUCCAAACAGCAUGGCCUCCAACUCCUCCUUCCACUCCACCAGGGAUGAGUUUGAUUCACUUCCGCCACAAGUCCCUUCCACCACCCAGGUGGAAAGAGAAGACGGUUCAGGCGUCAGACGGGAGGAAGAAGAGAGUGAAGGGAGCAAAGAGGAGAUCAGACUGUUGAGACAGGCGCUAGAGGGCGUUCAAAUGAAACUGUUAGAAACCAGAAAGGAAAACCGCUCGCUGCAGGCCCAGCUGAAACCUGAGCGAGACAGGGAAAGAGAGGAAUAUGAAAGUGUGCGGGAGAAAGGAAGAGAGGAAGAGUUGAUGGAAAGUCUAGCAGAGCUUCAGGCCAAGCUGACAGAUACUCAGGAGAGAUACCACCAAGCUGUGGAGGACGUGGAGGAGCUGAGAGCGCAGAUGGGAAGGGGAGGAGGUGAGCUGAUGGAGGAACAGGAGGUCCUGAGACGCGCAUCAUCCGAACUCGAACGUGAAGUAAAACAGCUGAAGGCCCAGCUCGCCCAAUCAGGACCCGAGCAAGAGAAAGCAGCAGAACGAAUCAGACAGCUGGAGGAGGUGCUGAGGAGGGUAGAGGAGGAAAGACACAGUGUAAAGGAGAAAGAACAGAGGACUGCACAGAUUGAAGAGCUGUACAAGGAAGCGCAGGAGGAGAUUAGGAUGCUCCAGGAGGCUCUAAGGGGUACAGUGCCAGUUGAAGCUGCAGCCAAAGACUUUGAAGAAAUGAAGGCUGAGCUAAACGAGGUAAUUGCUGGGAUGCAGCGGCGCUUGCUGGAACUCUCGCACUCCUACAGUGAAACAAAGAGUCAGCUAAGUGCUGUGCAGAAACAGCUGGCUGAGGCCCGAGCUGAGAGCAGCGCAGCCUCAUCUCCCUCCUCCGAACAACAGCAGCAACAACAACAGGUCCCGCUGCUAAACAGCAAGGUGGAGGAGCUGCAGACGACGCUAGCUGAGACGGAGAAGAAGUACUCUGCUGCUCAAGAGGAGAUUUCACUGCUGAGGCAGGAGGCGGAAGCUCAGGCACAGAGCUCUGUGGCACUCGCGGACCACACACAGGUGAUGUCAUCUCUGGGAAAUGCCAUCAAAGAGUUGGAAAGCCAGUCAGAAGCCCUGAAGGAACAGCUGCACCAGAAAACACUGCAGGUGGAGGCUCUUCAGAACAGGCUGACAGUAGAGAAGGACGUCACACCAGAUGAUUCAGUCUCCCGUGUGGAAUAUGAGACCACGAGAGAGCAACUGGAGGGCGAGGUGAACCACCUGACGCAGCUCCUCCAGGGGGCCCUCAGGAAGCAGGACGAGAUGGCUCUGGAGGCUGCUGAUGCAUGGCAGAAGGCACGGGAGAAUCGUGCAGAGCGGGAGGCCCUGCAGGAGCUGGUGAUGUCAAGGGAGAAGGAAAAUCAGGCACUGACCUCUAGGCUGGCUGAGUCUCAGGAUUCUGUGUGUCAACUCAAACAGCUUGUGGAGAAUCACGUUGCCUCAGAGAGAGAGAAGAAUAAGAGAAUAGACGACCUGUCACGAGAGGUGGGGAAGCUGAAAGACGCCUUAAACAGCCUAUCACAGCUCUCCUACAGCUCUGGCUCUCCCUCCAAGAGGCUGCAGCAAAACCAGCAGCUGGAGACGAUGCAGCAACAAAUCAAACAACUCCAGUACCAGCUCGCUGAGUCAAAGAAGCAGCACAAUGAGAUCGUGUCAGUCUACAGGAUGCACCUCCUCUAUGCUGUCCAGGGUCAGAUGGACGAGGAUGUCCAGAAAGCCUUGAAGCAGAUCCUGAUGAUGUGCAAGAUGCCAAGCCAAGCCAAGGAGGCCUGCUGAGACUCACCGGGCCUGGUUUCACAAACGCAUGGCGUGAACAAAAGUGUAGCGAGCUGCUGCCUGUCCUCCCAUCUGAAUUCACACAGUGCUUGUACAUAACAAGCAGGGCCAACACAUGGUGCCUCUGGAUAAAUCUUGAGUAUUUGUUAAUGAGGAACAGGUUUACAAUCAUUAUGUUCAUUGCCUUUGCUUGUUUUGAUCUAAAGGUCGUCAAUGUUGCGGUGGAUGAUGUUUUUGGGAAACCCAAACCCGAGCAUACAGAUACUGUGCAUCGGCCAAUUGACCAUUCAUUUGAAUGGUAUCUUCUGUCUACCAGCCAAACUUAUAAUCUCAGUAUGUGCACGCUAACACUACACUGUCGAUGUGCAGUAACCUUAAAUCACAUGCAGUUGGACAAGUGCGAUAAUGCAAACAUACGUGUGUAUUCUGACAUAAACAUGUAGGUUGGCACUAAUCAGUCCAAUGUAAACGGUAAGAUUGAUGUGGUUUGUUCCUGUUACAAUGUGCGCUUUCGGAAAUAAAGCCUCAGUUAGCGCUGCUUUUAAUAGUAUCUAUUUUAUGAUACAGCUGUGUUUUUACUUGUCUAAAUGUUUCAUGGUUGCCAACAUUUUCCUGAUACAAUCUAAAUUAUUUGUGCCCUCGUAACAAUGCAUGUGACUUUUGCUCAACGCCAGCCCAAAAAUCACAGAAAUCUUUUUUGGCCGCACUUCUUGGAAGGAAAAGCACGAUACUGUUUGUAUUGCUAUUUUCCUAUUAGCACAAAAAUGUAUUUUACUGAAAUGUAUUAUCAUGCCAUGUUUUCUAAGUUACUGUACCUUAUUGAAGAGGUUUGAUAGCUGUAUUUUUGAUGGCCUUGUUUUGUGUCUGCGUGUCUGUUGUGUGAAUGAGAUUUCGUGGAGUAAAAGAACGCACUAUUUGGUCUAGUAACACCGUAAUUAGUUUAUUUUCCAGUUAAAGUCAUUUUACAUUUAAGGGUUUGAAUAUAAUUGUUUACUCUAAUGGAGAAAAAAAAAAAAUUCAAUUGUAACAAAUGCAACAGUAUGGUAUUUUUGAGUCAGGAUAGUUAGGAGGUAUGAUUUUUAGUUCUUACAUUUCCUCUGCUCUUGUCUACUCUUAUACUUUGGUUGUUUGUUUCUUGAAAAGCAUGCAAAAUGUGUUUUAUGAAAGGAAAGUGGUUGAGUUUGUCGUCACGUGCCUCUAAUCAGACAGUAUUUUUCUGGCUCGGCAGUACUUUCAACUGAGUGUUACCAUCAUUAAUCACUAAUUCUGGAUUUAUCAUGAAUGACAAAUUCACCAGGUUUCCUUGUACCAUCUUAUUAAUUUAUUUACAUUUACCAGGAAUGCUUUUUUCUGUCUUCCUGUUUGUGAUACUCCCAAUCUCUUUUCAGUGUUUCUGCGUAGGUACGGAUAUACACUCUGUUUCAGAAUACAUUUCUUUUAACAUGUCUUCUAGAGGCUUCUGAACUGUUUUCACAUCACACUCCUUUGCCUUAGUACUGUACUUAUAGCCAUACGCCCUGAGAUAUCACCUUUCUUCUGAACAGAUUGACAAUAUACCUAACACUAAUGGGUCUUUUUAACUGUAGUCAGAUGAAAUUAAAGUGAUAUCUGACUGACUGAAGCUCAUUUGUCACUCAGGAACGUUUUUACUGAGCAUGAUUUACACCUGACUGACAUUUGUUCGACCCUGAGUUGAGCUUCCGCUUUAUUUCAUAGGUUGUAGGAUAUCCUAAAUUACUUUUCUCUCCUUUUCUCUCUAGGCCUUGACUGAAAUGUUUUGUAAUGAAAAAGGGAAAAGAAAGGAACACCUUUUCUGCUGGUUGUUUCUUAACUAACAGUUUUGUAGCGACAUGAAAAAUGCUUGUUUGCCAACUGCUUUUUCUGCCCACAUUAAUAAAUUUCCAAGAUACUGAA
Micropterus salmoides (largemouth bass) is the source of this 5323-nucleotide messenger RNA. RefSeq names its product retinoic acid induced 14 (gene rai14). The transcript is spliced from 22 exons. NCBI's taxonomy places the organism in Eukaryota, Metazoa, Chordata, Actinopteri, Centrarchiformes, Centrarchidae. The record is from RefSeq and is a predicted model, not a curated record. Bases 386 to 3409 code for a protein of 1007 amino acids. Gene Ontology annotation, molecular function: actin binding.